GAAAACAGCGUCGUUUCGGAGACCGAAUCUGGUACCAUCGCAAAAUUGGACUGGGAAUCGCCCUCUUUCGAGAGAAUCGGAAAUGAGAGAUGGAAGACGAGCUCUAUGGCGUCGUUCCGUGCUCCUCCCUCGCUGUUGACUCCAUCCUCCGCGUCGGAACGGCCGGCGCAAUAUGGGGCUUGUGUAUGGGUCCGUACGAUGCUCGUCAGAAAGGACUUACCGGAGUUGCUCGUGCUUCUUUUGUAGCCAAGUCGGUUGGCAAAUUCGGCUUUCAAUGUGGACUUGUUGCUGGAAUUUAUACCAUGACACGUUGUGGAAUUCAAAGAUAUCGGAGGCGGAAUGAUUGGGUGAAUGGUUUGGUUGCGGGUGCUGUAGCAGGGGCAGCUGUUGCUGCUAGGACACGUAGCUGGACACAGGUAGUUGGGGUGGCUGGUAUGGUUUCUGCCCUCAGUGCUGCUGCAGACUAUUCUAGAACAUCUUGAAGCAUCUCUCGGUGGAAGCCUGAAGCUGAGGAACAAGGUAGUAUGACCCAUCAAAUAUAUUUUCCUUGGUGACUAUGCGAAGAUCAAUUUGUCAACUAUUCCAAUGUUGAGGUGAAUUAAAGGUUUAAUUUGGUUUCCGUCUUUUGUCAACAUGAAAUGAGCUUUGUUUGUGCUACUCAAUUUACCAGAUGUUCAAGCUUGUUGACUGGUUCAUCCUUUUA
This is a messenger RNA of Juglans microcarpa x Juglans regia, 703 nucleotides long. RefSeq names its product outer envelope pore protein 16-4, chloroplastic. The record is from RefSeq and is a predicted model, not a curated record. Gene Ontology annotation, biological process: protein insertion into mitochondrial inner membrane. Gene Ontology annotation, cellular component: TIM22 mitochondrial import inner membrane insertion complex. The transcript is spliced from 6 exons. Lineage: Eukaryota; Viridiplantae; Streptophyta; Magnoliopsida; Fagales; Juglandaceae. Bases 90 to 482 code for a protein of 130 amino acids. Gene Ontology annotation, molecular function: transmembrane protein transporter activity.